Molecule: messenger RNA, 3335 nt
Organism: Olea europaea var. sylvestris
Lineage: Eukaryota; Viridiplantae; Streptophyta; Magnoliopsida; Lamiales; Oleaceae
Product: phosphoinositide phosphatase SAC4-like
Exons: 14
Coding region: 465-2861 (798 amino acids)
Biological process (GO): phosphatidylinositol dephosphorylation
Cellular component (GO): intracellular membrane-bounded organelle
Molecular function (GO): phosphatidylinositol-3,5-bisphosphate 5-phosphatase activity
Source: RefSeq, a predicted model, not a curated record
GGCACAUAUCAUCAUGGUCAUCAUCAUUGUUCCCUAUUCCCAUCUCCACAGCUCCUUCUCUCUUCAUUUCCAUAUUUUCUGACUCUCUUCUGAAACGUCGCCCCCACCUUCCAAAUCACCAUUUCUCUGCAUAUAUACCUAUAUGUGCAAUUACACACAAUCCUAUAUAAUGUAAAUUCAUUAUAAAAAUUAUUAUGGGGUUUUAUGUUUUUGUUUAAUUCUCUCUGAAGUCUUCAUAUUUGACAACUCGAUCGAAGAUCAGGUUUUUUAUAUCAUAAUCCAUGUAUAUACAAUAUCUUAGUUUAGGGUUGGAAACUUAGGGGAAAAAAAGUCAAAGGCUCGAGGGUUUUCUGAAUUUUGGUUUCUGGGGAAUGCUAUAUUUGAAACAACCAGUUGGGGGUGAUGAUGGGGUUUAGGAAUUUGGGAUAAUAGUAAAAAAAUUUCCGUUUAAAUUGAAUGCCUGUAUGAUUGAUUCCCGAGCCAGAGGCUCGGGGAUCGGAGAACCACAACCAAUGGCUGACGUGCCGAGGAAUGUGAAGCAGCAAUUGCAGGAAGUACAACCGGAUUCUCCUCCACCACCGCCGCAUGCGGGAUUUAUGCAGAAAUUUAGACUCUAUGAAACUCGAUCGAAAUUCUAUAUGGUAGGAAGGAACCAAGGCAGAACAUAUUGGAGAGUUUUAAAACUUGACAGGUUGGAACCUUCCGAACUUAACAUUCGUGAAGAUUCUACGACAUAUACAGAGAGGGAGUGCUCUGACCUAUUGAGAAGAAUACAUGAAGGAAACAGGGCUACAGGAGGACUUAAGUUUGUCACUACUUGUUAUGGCAUCGUUGGGUUCAUUAGAUUUCUGGGGCCUUAUUACAUGGUACUCAUAACAAAAAGAAGGCAAAUUGGUGCAAUCUGCGGUCACAAUGUUUACGCUAUCUCUAAAAGCGAGAUAAUUCCUCUUCCAAAUUCUGCAGUGAGAUCUGGCACGGCUAACAAUAAGAAUGAAAACAGGUACAAGAAGCUUUUGUGCAUGGUUGAUCUUACUAGGGAUUUCUACUUUAGUUACUCCUACCAUGUGAUGAGAAGUCUCCAGAAGAACAUGUGUGAUAAUGAGACAGGACAAGUCUUAUAUGAAACUAUGUUCGUCUGGAAUGAGUUUCUUACUCGUGAAAUGCGAAAUAUUCUGCAGAAUACUAGUUGGACUGUUGCAUUGGUUUAUGGCUUCUUUAAACAGGCUACACUUCCUAUAUCAGGGCGGGAAUUCAAGCUGACUCUAAUAGCAAGACGUUCACGGUAUUAUGCUGGAACAAGAUAUCUGAAACGAGGGGUGAACGAUAAGGGAAGAGUUGCAAAUGACGUUGAAACUGAGCAGAUUAUAUUCGAGGAUGUUCCAGAAGGGUUCCCUACACAAAUAAGUUCUGUUGUCCAAAAUCGUGGCUCAAUUCCUCUAUUCUGGUCACAGGAAACUUCACGCCUGAAUCUUAAGCCUGACAUUAUAUUGUCAAAGAGGGACCAAAAUUAUGAAGCUACGAAACUUCAUUUCGAAAAUCUUGUUGAGAGAUAUGGGAAUCCUAUUAUUAUUUUGAAUUUGAUUAAGACAAAUGAAAACAAGCCUCGAGAGUCUAUUCUUCGCACAGAAUUCGCUAAUGCAAUUGAAGCUAUUAAUAAAGAUCUGUCUGAGGAGAAUCAUCUUAAAUUCCUUCACUGGGAUUUGCACAGACAUUCUCGGAGCAAAGCUACAAACGUUUUGCUACUUUUGGGGAAGGCUGCUACAUUUGCAUUGACACUGACAGGUUUCUUCUAUUGUGAAGUUACACCAGAUUUGCAAUCAGAGGGAUUUCUCAAAUGUCCCUGUUUUGAGAAUAUUGUUGCACCUAGCAUGUUGGCCACAAGAUACUGUGACACAGAAAAUGAGAAACAUUGUGUUGAUGAGAUUGAGGAUUCAGAUAGCUCUGACAGAAAAUCUAGCGUUUCUACUUGUAAUCCUGCUGUCAAGUCACCAACGUUUCAAAGGGGAGUUCUCAGGACAAAUUGCAUAGAUUGUCUGGAUCGCACCAAUGUGGCUCAAUAUACAUAUGGUUUGGCUGCUUUGGGUCAUCAAUUGCAUGCCCUAGGAGUAUCUACUUCGACAAAGAUAGACCUUGAUGAUCCUUUGGCUGAUGAAUUAAUGUGUCUUUAUGAGAGAAUGGGAGAUACUCUUGCACACCAGUAUGGUGGCUCAGCUGCUCACAACAAAAUUUUCUCUGAGAGAAGAGGUCAGUGGAAAGCUGCAAUCCAGUCCCAGGAAUUUUUUCGAACUCUACAGCGUUAUUACAGCAAUGCAUACAUGGAUGCAGAGAAACAAAAUGCCAUUAAUGUAUUUUUGGGGGAUUUUCUACCUCAACCAGGUAAACCGGAUGUGUGGGAACUGGAUUCUGACCAACAUUACAAUGUGGGGAGAUAUGGGCAGUCAAAUAUUGAUGAAAAUGGAAGAUUACUUUUUAAAAGAUCAUGGUCAGAUGGAAACAUUCUUAGUGAAAGUCACUCGCCCACAUCCACCUCAAAAUCCAAUAUGGGCUUUUCUAGUGCUGGGUUAUCAGACAAGCCAAAAAGAGAAUGCAAAAUGCUUUCCGAGUCAACACCAGUAAUAUCAGCUUCUGAAAGUGACGUAACAUGUUCAAGGUACACCCCUUCAGUGCCAUCUGUGGAGCUUCGUGCAGAAAUGCAGAGAGAUGGCUGCCUUGAACAUGAAAAUGUAGACACGAUUGACUGCUCGAACUUCGUUGACUUAGAUUGGCUUUCCUCUGGAACUUCAUGCGAGGAAGAGUCAUUGGAAAGGUACUCCUAUUUAGAGUCGCUUGAAUUUCUUUUUUCUUUAAGAUACUAUGGGUGAUGACUUCUUGGUGCUUCAUGGACGGGAGUAAUCUUUUCUAGAAAAAUGAAUGAUGUUACUUUGUUUCCUCGCUAUUGAAAUCUCUUGAAAAUAUAUGAUCAGAACCUUUGGCUUAUCCAGGGAAUGGACCAUUUCACAUUGAAACUUGCUAUUUCCCUUUUCUGUUAUUUGGCAAGCAAGUUAAGUUGCUUUAGAUCCAUUAUUCCUUACCCGUAUUAUCUUUCUUUUCUUGCAAGUAUGUACAGGUUUCUUUCGUAUAACUUUUCUGUGAAUUUGUAAUUGAUCUCAACUCUUUUCUUACAUUUGAGGUCUGUUUGACAUUGUUGUGGUUGAGGUCGUCUAUUCCUAGCUCUCAUCACCCUCUUUCACUAGUGCAGUUGAAAUUGUUAAUAUGGUUCUCAAUGUCUAUUCCGAAAUUAUUUUGAAUAUACAUGGCCUCCUUAUUUUAGCCUUCUCCAACUAAUCCUCCAUAAU